Messenger RNA from Myzus persicae (green peach aphid), 639 nucleotides. RefSeq lists its product as uncharacterized. The transcript has 3 exons. NCBI's taxonomy places the organism in Eukaryota, Metazoa, Arthropoda, Insecta, Hemiptera, Aphididae. The record is from RefSeq and is a predicted model, not a curated record. Bases 108 to 521 code for a protein of 137 amino acids.
CGUGACUUCGACGAACGACGGUGUCUCAUGUCUUGCCUGUUCCUCGUGUUAAUAAUUAAUAUUAAGUAUUUAUAUUUUAUUUUUACAAUUAAAUAUUGUGCUGUGUCAUGGAAAAUUUCACUAAUUUAUUAACUAGUACUGAGUUUGAAUUUGAUGGAAAUUCGCCAACGGAUGAUUCAGAAAUGAACGAUUUAUUAUUGAAUGACGAUUUUAUAAAUGUAUUAAUUGAACUAAAAUGCGAUUGUUUCUAUCAAGAAUUUACAGAUUUUGGUAUGAGUGUUGAGAGCCUAAAAUACACAAACAGUAAGCAUUUGGAUGAAUUGUGUCCAAAUAGUAAAUACGGUCAGAGAAUAAUUUUUGAAAACAAUUUAAUAAAUUGGCAGGCCAAGUAUAAUAUAAUUGAAAGAGAUACACCUGUAACUUGCUCAUCAGAUAGCCUUACAAGUUCUGAGGAAGAUUCUGAAUCAUUAAAAAAUUCCAGUAAUAUAAAUCUCCAGAAUAAUGAUCAUGUAAUCUAUUAGCCAUUGUCUAAUUACAUUAUUUUAGUGAUUAACUUAAACAGGUUUUCAAAACUUUAUUGAUAAAAUAUAUGUUUGUCUGUCUAUACUUUAGUUUAAUAUUGAAGAAAUUUUAAAAAAA